This is a messenger RNA of Fusarium subglutinans, 1791 nucleotides long. RefSeq lists its product as uncharacterized. Lineage: Eukaryota; Fungi; Ascomycota; Sordariomycetes; Hypocreales; Nectriaceae. Bases 1 to 1791 code for a protein of 596 amino acids. The transcript has a single exon. The record is from RefSeq and is a predicted model, not a curated record.
AUGCGAGGUCUCGUUAUUUUCAGUGCGGCCGUCGGCCUGGCUAAUGCUGCUGUUGUCGAGAGGGACUACCCUGUCCCUGCUGUCCCUGAUACCGACUAUACUCCCCCCGCUGCGGCUUACCCUCCUCCUGAGCAGACCACCGACGUCUACACUCCUCCCGAGGAGACCACGCCUGUGACUCCCCCUAAGGAGACCCAGCCUACCGGUGUUUACCCUCCUCCUGAGCAGAGCACUGAUGUCUAUCCUCCUCCUGAGGAGACGACCAGUGUCUAUACUCCCCCCGAGGAGACAACUGGUGUCUACCCUCCACCUGAGGACACCACCGGCGUCUACCCCCCUCCUGAGCAGAGCACUGAUGUCUAUCCUCCUCCUGAGGAGACGACCAGUGUCUAUACUCCCCCCGAGGAGACAACUGGUGUCUACCCUCCACCUGAGGACACCACCGGCGUCUACCCCCCUCCUGAGGAGACCACUGAUGUCUACCCUCCUCCUUCCGAGACCCAGCCCGAGGAGCACAGCUCAACCGAGACUCCUUACCUCCCUCCUACUGAGACUCUUCCUUCUGCUGAGAGCUCAACCGAGACUCCUUACCUUCCUCCCAGUGAUACUCUCCCCGCCAAGGGUACCUCAACUGAGACUGGCUACCUGCCUCCCUCUUACACGAAGCCUUCCUACACGAAGCCAACUUACACCAAGCCUUCGUACACCAAGCCUGGCUACCCCGAGACCUCUAAGUGGACCACCUCAACCAUCUACACCACUCAGGUUCAGACCGUCACCAAGUGUCCUCCCGAGGUCACCAACUGCCCUGUUGGCCCUCACGUCACCACCGUGACUAUCCCCGUCUCCACCACCGUCUGCCCUGUGACUGAGGAGCACCCCUCUUCUGUGUACCCUACUCAUGAGGAGACCACCAAGCUUACCACCUCGACAAUCUACACCACCAAGGUGCACACUGUCACCAAGUGCCCUCCCGAGGUUACCAACUGCCCUGUCGGUCCUCACGUCACCACUGAGACCAUCCCCGUCUCUACCACUGUCUGCCCCGUGACCGAGACUCACGUCGCUCCUCCUCCUGCUCACGAGACAACCACCAAGCUGACAACCUCAACCAUCUACACCACCAAGGUCCACACUGUUACUAAGUGCCCUCCUGAGGUUACCAACUGCCCUGAGAAGCCCCAUACCACCACCGAGACCUACGCUGUCUCUACCACCGUCUGCCCUGUGACUGAGACCCACGUUGUUCCUCCCAAGGAGACUCAGCCCAUCGUUAUUCCUCCUGUUCACCCCGGUAACGGAACCUGGACUCCUCCCAAGCCUCAGCCUCCCAAGGAGUCUCACCCCAGCUACCCUCAGCCUCCUGCUCCUCAGCCUCCCAAGGAGUCUCACCCUAGCUAUCCUCAGCCUCCUGCCCCUCAACCUCCCAAGGAGACUUACCCCGCUCCCCCUAAGGAGACUCAGCCUGGCGUCACCCCCCCCAAGGAGACUCACCCCGCUCAACCUCCUGCCCCUCAACCCCCUAAGGAGACCCAGCCUGCCCAGCCUCCCGCUCCUCAGCCUCCCGCUCCUCAGCCUCCCAAGGAGUCUCACCCUAGCUACCCUCAGCCUCCUUCUCCCAGCAAGCCUGCUGAGACUGCUCCCGUUGUCCCUGCUCCUAGCACUCCUGCUGAGACCUACCCUGCUCCUCCUGCCACCACUCCCACCCAGGUCACUGCCGGUGCUGGACGUGUCGGAGGUAGCGUCGGAGCUGCUCUCUUUGCGGCCGGUUUUGUCGCCUUCUUCCUGUAA